This is a messenger RNA of Parnassius apollo (apollo), 648 nucleotides long. The record is from the annotation of a GenBank genome assembly. Lineage: Eukaryota; Metazoa; Arthropoda; Insecta; Lepidoptera; Papilionidae.
UUGAACACGCCAGUACGAGGACCCAAGCAAGUGAAUAAGGAACCAGUUACACCUAGCUACGUCAAUAUCAAGCGAGGUGGCGGCGGCGGUCCGACUACCGUUGAUUCUAUAGUAGUAGAAAAUGAGAUACUGAAAAAGUUAAGAGCGUUGAGAUAUGAUUUUAAUUGUCGACUAGAUAGACAAGCAAAGGAGUACGACCUACUUCAAAAGAGAUUUGUUGUUACGGAAAACGAAUUACAAAAAGUACAAAAGAUUUUGGAGGUAGUUCAAGAAAAAGUAAAUAAAAUAGAUCUUUUAGAGGCUAAUAUUAAAAUAUUAGAAAAGAAAAAGGAAGAACUAGAAUCAAUUUGUAAUAUGGAGAAAAGUCAGCAGUCAGCAGUCCAGCAGCCGGAAAAGUCAGUUUUAACGUUUGCAAAUGUUGCAAAGAAACAAACUCAAAAGAAGGCAGCGGAUAAUAAAAGUGUGGCCAUGAAACCCACGGAGCCGAUUGUGCACAAACAAUGUAUUGUGAUAGAUUCACAAAAUGAUCUAACGGAUAUUACUAUUCAAAAAGAAAAUAAAAUGGAAACUAGUAAUUGGACGGUGAAUUUAUCUGUGGACACAGACAAGGCGAAGACUGUAGGGAACAAGAGUGAGCUUUCAACUUGA